UGCUUUUACUCUGCAGUACUAGAGACGGACCAACGGCAGAAACAAAUCCGGCUGUCACGGAUUCUUAACAAAAACCGGAAUUAAAGACAAAAUUGGUCCUGACAUACUUAAGAAAGAUAUUUAUGACAGCUAAUCUACGUUUCGUCUUUAACGUUUUUCAUUCGGAUCUCCCGCUCGCGUCGUCCCUGACGGCACGCUAAGGUUAUAAACAAUAACAACAAUGGCUUCUGGGUCGCCGUCGUCCUCUCCGGACACUGCGACGGGAUCAGGUACAGAUCCGGCCCGGCCAGACACAGGGGAGCCUCUCGGUGGAGCAGGCUCGGACUCUGACUCAGAUCUGGGCUUGGGUAAAUUUGAUUGCAGCGCCAUGGAAGCGGGGGACCAAAUGGAGGGAGAGGACCUGGAGCGGGAGUUUCAGUCUGCAGCUGACCGGGUACGAGAUCUGGUUCAGACGGCCAGCAGGGACCAGCUGCUGUACCUGUAUGCACGAUACAAACAGGCUAAAGUUGGAAAGUGCAGUACCCCAAAACCUGGCUUCUUUGACUUUGAGGGACAGAGAAAAUGGCAAGCUUGGAAGCAGCUUGGGGACAUGGAAGUGGAUCAGGCAAUGCAGGAGUACAUUUCCUGUGUUAAUGUGUUAGACCCUGAAGGCUGCACAAAGGAAAGACGAGGCGCAGAAAGAAGAGCGGGCUUCGGAGCGGCGGUUAGCUCUCUAUACCAGGAGGAGAUGAUCAGGGAAGAGGAUAGGAACAUCUUUGACUACUGCAGAGAAAAUAACAUCGACCACAUCAGCAAGGCCAUCACCUCCCAGAAAGCGGACGUCAAUACUAAAGACGAAGAGGGUCGAGCUCUGCUGCACUGGGCCUGUGACCGAGGACACAAGGAGAUGGUUUCUGUAUUGUUGCAGCACAAAGCAGACAUCAACAAUCAGGAUAAUGAAGGACAGACAGCACUACAUUAUGCGUCGGCGUGCGAGUUUGCCGACAUCGUGGAGCUGCUGCUGAACGCUGGAGCCGACCCCUCCAUCAAAGACAUGGAGGGCUCGCUCCCCGAGGAGGUCACUGAAUCCGGGGCCAUCUCCUCUCUCCUGCGUCAGCACACGGCUCCGAAAGGCUAGAAGGCCCAUCUUUUCAGCGCGUUUCCUCCCCGCUCCACUCAUUCGCUCUUCAUCGGCCCUCCUUGAUCCCCAAAGAGACUCAGUUCAUCCCAGCAGUUGGUAAACCAGGAUUGCUGAUUGAGUUUUAUUUGAUUUCAGGUAGGUUUGAUUUUGUUGGCGUUGCUCUUUGGAACUACGGGGUGCAAACAUUAGCCCUCCUAUUUGAUAAGACACACAAAAUGAAAAACACCACAUGUGUUUUCAUUUAAAUACUGUAUAUUGAAUUUAUAUGCCCAGUGGGGUUGAGUGAUAUGACGGUUACUGCAAUCACUGGUGGUUUUGCUAUGCUGACGUAGUUAUACCUUAAAUAUCUCUUGCUAUAUUUGACUGCAGGCAAUGUUCUAAUUCAGUGAGCAGGACUGCUUAUAUAUCGGCAAUAUUGGAAUGACAGGAUUUGUGCAUCAAUAUGAUAAAAUAUCUGUAUUUUUCAGCUAUUUAUUCACAGGAUAAAACAAAAAUACAUUCCCAUCCACCUAUUGAAUCUAUAAACGGUAUGAAAUUCAAAAAUGUAAUAUUUUAUACAUAUCGCCCAGACCUACUGUCCGGGUCUGCCAAUCAGCCAGGCCUUGUAGAAAGGAUCAGCCCUCUCCGACCCUCUGUACAUGGUCCAGUUGUUAUGUUCAAGGAAUGCUUUAAUCAUUUGUCACAUUAAAGUCUUCAACAUAUA
Gasterosteus aculeatus aculeatus (three-spined stickleback) is the source of this 1823-nucleotide messenger RNA. It is a transcript of the gene acbd6, whose product is annotated as acyl-CoA binding domain containing 6. NCBI's taxonomy places the organism in Eukaryota, Metazoa, Chordata, Actinopteri, Perciformes, Gasterosteidae. The record is from RefSeq and is a predicted model, not a curated record. Gene Ontology annotation, molecular function: fatty-acyl-CoA binding; protein binding.